Messenger RNA from Elgaria multicarinata webbii, 429 nucleotides. It is a transcript of the gene FAM237B, whose product is annotated as family with sequence similarity 237 member B. Lineage: Eukaryota; Metazoa; Chordata; Lepidosauria; Squamata; Anguidae. Bases 1 to 429 code for a protein of 142 amino acids. The transcript has 3 exons. The record is from RefSeq and is a predicted model, not a curated record.
AUGACUUUUUCUUUAAGAAGGUGGUAUCUUCAGCUGGGUUGUCUCUUGAUGGUGAAUUUAGUUUAUGGCAUCCUAGAAUAUCAAAAAGAAGCCCCUGCCAGCCUGGGAGAGAUUGAUAAUCAGUGCUGGGAAAUCUCCUCUCUUAGGCUGGUGGAAAUGAAGAAACUCAGAGUAGAAGGCACAGUUACUGCUCUCUGGGAAUUCAUGAUGUUCUUAAAAGAGUCGUCUAAACCCAAGCACAAUGAAGUCUUCAACAACUUGGCUCAGAAUUUCUGGGAUAUGUACAUAGAUUGUGUGCUCUCAAGGUCUCAUGGAAUGGGCAGGAGACAAUUAGAAUUUCCAGUGAAUACUUUUACCCAUGCACCGAAAAUCUCUAAAGACAGUGUCCUUUGUCAGGAGUUGAAGAAGGAAAUGGAGGAAAAAACAUGA